Molecule: messenger RNA, 1060 nt
Organism: Limanda limanda (common dab)
Lineage: Eukaryota; Metazoa; Chordata; Actinopteri; Pleuronectiformes; Pleuronectidae
Gene: xrcc3
Product: X-ray repair complementing defective repair in Chinese hamster cells 3
Exons: 7
Coding region: 41-1060 (339 amino acids)
Biological process (GO): telomere maintenance via recombination; resolution of mitotic recombination intermediates; t-circle formation
Cellular component (GO): replication fork; Rad51C-XRCC3 complex
Molecular function (GO): four-way junction DNA binding; ATP binding; ATP-dependent DNA damage sensor activity
Source: RefSeq, a predicted model, not a curated record
CCUGAGGAACACAACCUGAGGAACACAACCUGAGGAACAGAUGAAGUGGGGUCAGCUGGACCUGGACCCGAGGGUCAGGGCAGCACUGAGGAGAGCUGAUCUGAGACGUGUCCAGGACGUCCUGUGUGUGUCUGCUCUGGACCUGCAGAGGACCACUGGUCUGUCUCACUCUGACGUCCAGCGGCUGCUCGCCGCGGCAGCCGGCGCCUGCAGGCCACACCCCCCCGGCCCAGCCGUCCUCCGUGGAGGACAGCGUGACCUCCGACUGGCGGUGGGCUGCCCCCUGCUGGACGGGCUGCUGAGGGGAGGACUUCCUGUGGGGGGGGUCACCGAGCUGUCUGGAGAGAGCGGCGCAGGAAAGACUCAGCUGGCGCUGCAGCUGAGUCUGUGCGUGCAGUACCCCCCGCAGCACGGAGGGCUCGCCGCAGGAGCAGUUUACAUCUGCACCGAGGACCCGUUUCCUGUCAGACGUCUGCAGCAGCUGAUCCGGGGACAGACGUGUCUUCGCGCUGACGUCCCUCCGGCGUUGAUCAGCAGCCUCCGGUUCAGCGACCACGUUUACAUCGAACACGCCGCUGACUUGGACUCUCUCCAGGUGUGUCUGUCCCGGCGUGUCCCCCUGCUGCUGGCUCGUGGUCUGGUCCGGCUCGUGGUCGUGGACUCGGUGGCGGCUCUGUUCAGGUCUGAGUUCCAGGCUGAUGAUUGGCUGGAGAGGAACAGACGGCUGCUCAGCUUCUCCUCCAUCCUGCACCGCCUGAGCCAGGAGUUCACCACACCUGUGCUCGUGAUCAACCAGGUCACGGAUGUCUUCAGCAGAUCAGACAGUUCAGGUCCUCUGUCCUCCAACAUGUCCCCUGCGCUGGGUCUGGCCUGGUCCAAUCAGGUGAUGGUGCGGCUGAUGAUGCGCCGUCUCCAGAGGACAGUUGUCCGUGGUGACCAGAGCAGCGCCCUCCGCAGGCUGGAGGUGGUGUUUGCUCCUCACCUGGCUCGAGAUGGACGAGACGCCGCCGUGUGGAGGGAGGGGGUGGGGGGGGUCUGCAGCUCUGACACAGAAACAUGA